AUGGGUAACAAAGCAUCCGUUCGUGAUGUGGUAACUACAGCUUAUCAAGCUGAUCGCGACGAGGGUUCUUAUCUGCCGCCGCUUGAUUUGGUAAAGUAUUUCAACGCCGAAUCAAGAAAAGCCGCUCUGGAAACAAAAAUCAAAGAUGGCGACGACCUUGCCACUCCUCUCAUCGUCGCCGCUCGUGAUGGAAAACUGGAUGUUGUGAAAUUUCUUUUACGUUAUGAAGCAAACAUCGAGGGCCGUGGAACGAUUAAGAUCUAUGGACAAGUUAUAGAGGAUUGUACAGCUUUGUGGGUCGCUGCUGCCAAAGGUCAUUUUGAUGUUGUGAGACUCUUAAUCGAACAAAACGCCGAAGUCGACCGCAGAACAUCGAACGAUUCGACUCCUUUGAGAGCUGCUGUCUUCGAUGGACACCUUGAUAUUGUGCGCUAUUUGGUUGAGAACGGGGCCGAUGUAAAUGCACGCAAUAAUUUCAAUGGUACUCCUCUGAUGCUAGCAUGUCACAAUGGCCACCUGGAUGUUGCUUCCUAUCUUGUCGAACACGGCGCAAGCAUUAAUCUACAAGACAACGAUGGAUACUCGUGUCUUCAUUAUGCUUCGAAACAGGGUCAUGUUCUGUUAGUUUGUAGGUUGCUCGCUUUAGGAGCGAAACAAACACAAACACCCGACCGUUUAACACCACUUCUUGACGCCAGUAAUGAUUGUAAAAUUGAAAUGGUGGAGUGUUUCAUCAAACGACCCGAAUGUUCAAAGGAACAAAGAAUUGAUGCUCUUGAGCUUCUUGGAGCCACCAUUGCUAAUGAUUCUAAAGCUUAUGACAUUGAAAAAGCGUUUAGUUUCAUGAAGCGAGGAAUGGAGGAGAGGUAUGAGGACCCGUCAUGUCCUUUGCUUAAAAAGAAAAUGGAACCAGUGGAGGCUUAUCAAAAUAGGACAGAGAGUCAAACUCUUGAGGAACUUUCUCUCUUAGAAGGUGAUAAUCAUGCUAUCCAGAUGGAGGGACUUAUGAUUAGAGAGAGAAUCUUGGGAACUGACAAUACAAUACUACGGUACCCGAUACGUUACCGAGGAGCUGUCCUUGCUGAUUGUAAGAAGUACGAACUCUGUGUUGGUUUGUGGACACGAGCGAUGGAGAUAGCUAUGAAUUGCAAUGUUCCAAAAACAAAGGAACUUGAAGACCUCACAGAUCUAUUUGCACACAUGAUACAGAAAGGUCACAGUCUGAGUUCACAAACUAUCGAGAACAUUUUUGAAAAACUUAUCGAUGGAAAAAGGAAACUGUCCGAAAAGUUGAAGAGUGGAGAAUUGGAAGAAGAGCAAAAAAAUGAGGCGCAAGAGACAUUGCUUUUUAAUGCUCUAUAUCUCUUGGUGAUGUACACCAAAGUUCAAGUCUCCUCGGAAAUGAAAAAUGGCAACAUGAUUGACCUUCUUCAAAGAUUUCUGUGUUUAGAACCUCGCACCCGUGAUGGAAAUACACUUUUGCACUUGGCUGCAUGGCAUAAGACUCCUGUUCCUAGAGACACUGUAGCUAAUUGGCGAGGUGUUUGCGAACUUCCCUGUGUUAUGACCAUGAAGCUAAUUUUACAUGCAGGGUGUGAUGUGAAUUCCGUUAAUGCCCAAGGAAACACUCCUCUUCAUUUAGCCGUUACUUUUGUACCAGAACCUGAACAAGUAGAAAUUUUGAAAGAAAUGCUGGAGUUGUUGUUAGAUCUGGGCGCAGAUACAAAGCUUGUUGACAAGAAUGGUCAAACAGUUAUGGACUGCUGCGAGACUGACGAUGCCCGAUGCAUCCUGUCUGCGAAAGGAAGACUGGGUGCCAUGAACAUCGAGGCCGGAAAGGUAAGAAAGGUUCGAUUU
This is a messenger RNA of Pocillopora meandrina, 1857 nucleotides long. The record is from the annotation of a GenBank genome assembly. Lineage: Eukaryota; Metazoa; Cnidaria; Anthozoa; Scleractinia; Pocilloporidae.